AUGGUGACGCAGGUGCUGCACAACAAGUGGCCUAUCGACUUCAACGCGCCCCUGGCGCACAUUGAGCCCACGCUCCGCGCAGUGCGCAACGUGAUUGAGUUUGCUGAGGGUGAGACGAGGCCAGAAGUGGUGUUUGUGUCGUUGAGGUACGGAGAGGCCAGACAUGUGGCCUCGGCGGUAUUAGGCCAGGCGGCCGAGAGAUGUGGGCUGCGUGUGUCUCUGAUGAGAGUCGAGCAGUUGGGUGGUUCAGGGCGGAACCGACGUGGGCCACGUUAUGGCUUCACAGAAUGGUUUUCGUCCAUGAUCACCACGUCCAGAGCGUUGGGAAAACUACUUCAUUCGCUAGGUGCCGACAUGAUUAACUGGCUGUCGGUCGAAGGGGCAGCCCAGGCCAUUUUGGAACUUUCAGCGUCCGUCGCUGUCGGGUAUCAAUCUUCCGAAAACGUGGCCUGUUUCAACAUCGUCAACCCAAAAGUCUCAUCAUGGACCACUGACUUGGCCCCGGCGGUGCAAGAUUACUACCCUGACAGCGACAAACCUGCGCUAAUCCGCUUGACUCCAUGGUUCGACGAACUGGAAUCUCUUGAGCGAACUUAUGGCAUCGCGGCCGUAAAUUAA
Molecule: messenger RNA, 618 nt
Organism: Pyricularia grisea
Lineage: Eukaryota; Fungi; Ascomycota; Sordariomycetes; Magnaporthales; Pyriculariaceae
Exons: 3
Coding region: 1-618 (205 amino acids)
Source: RefSeq, a predicted model, not a curated record